CUACAACAAAUCAAGCAAAGCCUGCAAAACUACAGUAAAUGCAUUUUUCUUCAUCUUAAAAGUAGUAGUACUACUUCUCUUCUCAUAAAAAGAAAGAGAUCAUAGCCCUUAGCUUUCAUCACCCAAAAAAACCUCAUUUCUGGUCCCCCACUCUAAAUAAGACCUCUCUUCUUCUUCAUCAUCUUCUAUUUCUCCUCUCCUCUCCCCUCAUUCAUAUAGUAAUCCUCAAAAACCCUCUUAAAAAAUUGAGCUAUGAUUCACUUCUUUUCUUGAUUUUCCUCACCUGAUUUUUCUUUUUGUGACCAAAAUUUGGUUGACAGGUAGCAUAAGAUUAAAAGGGUUGCCUUAAAUUUUGUCCAAAACUAAAUUGAUCAUGGAUCAUAUUAACCCUCAAAAACUCCAAAACCUUCCUUGGGAUGUUUCCAUGGCAAUGGAAGAUCUAUGGCCUAACUUUGGCUUUGAAAACCACCACAUUCAUAUUCCGUCUUCUUCUUCUUCAAUACCUUCCUCAACAUCAUCAUCAGCAGCAGCUAUUAAUAAUCACAUCUCUGAUUAUCAGAUAACAACAAACCAGCAUCAUCUUCAUCAUCAUCAAGCUGCUGGAGAACGGCAAGAAGAUCAAUCGGAAGAAGGGCUCGAAGAGCAAGAUGAGGAAGAACUAGGUGCCAUGAAGGAAAUGAUGUUCAGAAUCGCCGCAAUGCAGCCGGUGGACAUCGAUCCGGCCACGAUACGCAAGCCGAAGAGGCGAAACGUUCGCAUUAGCGAUGACCCUCAGAGCGUCGCGGCCAGGCAUCGCCGGGAGCGGAUCAGCGAAAAGAUCCGAAUCCUACAAAGGCUUGUUCCGGGUGGGACUAAGAUGGACACGGCUUCUAUGUUGGAUGAAGCCAUUCGUUAUGUUAAGUUCUUGAAACGACAAAUUCGCCAACUCCAAGCUAAUAGUAGUAGUAUUAGUAUUAACAGCAACAACAACAACAACAAUAAUAUUCCGGCAUCAUUUGCCGGCAUAAUUCCGGCAUGUAACCCUACUUGGACAUCUACAAUGGCUGCCAUUUCAUCAUCAAACAGGACCACCACCGCUACAGCCACUGGAAACUCGUCGGUUUUUGGGGUAUUUCAACCAUGAGAUGAUGAGCAAAGAGAGACUCAGAAAAGUUUACAGGAACUAAUGGCGUUUUAAUAGUCCUAGAUGAAUCAUAGAUCAAUCUCUACACUAUGAUUCUCUCACAAACCCUAGAGUUUUUUGAACUACUGGGAAUAUUGUGAAACUUUUUUCCUUCUUCUCAUUUUUCCGAUUCAAAACAACCUUAUCCCUAAUUGGAAGUGUGUUCAGAGAUGACAGAAAUGGGAGUAUCAAGCCUUUUAAAUUUUUCUUUGCUUAAAAUAAAACCUUUUAAGUUAAUAUUGAAGUGAAGAUGAUAUUUGUAAAUGAAAUCAAUGGCAUCCAUGUUUUUUAGGAAACAAGAACUUUAAUUCACGAAUUGAAAGAUGAAGGAUUUUGCUACACCACCAAAGAGAAAAGUUCAUCUAGCUUCCUAGAGAUGUAUAAUCUGUUUAUCAUCGCUUUCUUUUGAUUUCUGGAUUAAGUUUAGCUAAUGUGUAUACAGUAUAUAUAUCAUUGUUACUCGGAAAAGUAUGCCAGCAAGCUUGAUUAGGCAAUGUUUU
Oldenlandia corymbosa var. corymbosa is the source of this 1662-nucleotide messenger RNA. NCBI's taxonomy places the organism in Eukaryota, Viridiplantae, Streptophyta, Magnoliopsida, Gentianales, Rubiaceae. The record is from the annotation of a GenBank genome assembly.